AUGUGUUUCUGGCUGUCGGGAGACUACAGUGAGACUGGGAUUUUUAAGAGCACCUGCUACAUCGACGUCCGCUGGUUCCCGUUCGACGUGCAGCGCUGCGACCUGAAGUUCGGCUCCUGGACGUACGGCGGCUGGUCUCUGGACCUGCAGAUGAUCGAGGCCGAUAUCACAGGAUACAUCGCCAAUGGAGAGUGGGACCUUGUGGAGGUUCCCGGUCGGAGGAAUGAGCGUUUCUACGACUGCUGUAAGGAGCCGUACCCUGACGUCACCUUCACCGUGGUGAUGAGGAGGAGGACGCUCUACUACGGGCUCAACCUCCUCAUCCCCUGCGUCCUCAUCUCCACCCUCGCACUCCUCGUCUUCCUGCUGCCCGCUGACUCCGGAGAGAAGAUCUCCCUGGGCAUCACCGUGCUGCUCUCUCUGACAGUCUUCAUGCUGCUGGUGGCUGAAAUCAUGCCGGCGACCUCUGACUCCGUUCCUCUCAUAGCUCAGUACUUUGCGACCACCAUGGUGAUCGUGGGUCUGUCGGUCAUCGCCACCGUUCUGGUCCUGCAGUAUCAUCACCACGACCCCGACGGGGGACACAUGCCGCAGUGGACUCGUGUGAUUUUGUUGAACUGGUGCGCCUGGUUCCUGCGGAUGCGUCGUCCCGGCGAGGCGAAGGUCCAACUGGCUUGCCCCAACGCAGCCAAGCGUCGCCGUGGCAGCCUGUCCAGCCUGGAGCUCAGUGUCAGCCAGGGGUCGCUGCGACAUCAACCCCAGGUAACCAACGGCAACCUCCUGUAUGUCGGAUUCAGGGGCAUGGAGGGGUUGCACUACCCCUCGCCCAGCGAACCCGAGCUCCUGUGCUCGCGCCUGGUGGGAGGCGGUGUUGGCAGUGGGGAGGAUGUGCUGAGAGCAGGAGGUGGAGGAAGAGGAGGAGGAGGAGGAGCAGCAGUAGGCGGCUCGUCACUGGAGGCAGAGCUUAACCAGAUCCUGGAGGAAGUGAGGUACAUCGCCACGCGUUUCCGUGGGCAGGACGAAGAUGAGACGGUCUGCAACGAGUGGAAGUUUGCCGCCGCCGUGAUCGACCGGCUGUGUUUGGUGGCGUUCUCGCUCUUCACCAUCCUCUGCACCAUCGGCAUCCUCAUGUCGGCUCCCAACUUCGUGGAGGCCAUUUCCAAAGACUUCUUCAGCUGA
Molecule: messenger RNA, 1179 nt
Organism: Scomber scombrus (Atlantic mackerel)
Lineage: Eukaryota; Metazoa; Chordata; Actinopteri; Scombriformes; Scombridae
Product: neuronal acetylcholine receptor subunit alpha-7-like
Exons: 6
Coding region: 1-1179 (392 amino acids)
Biological process (GO): monoatomic ion transmembrane transport; signal transduction; chemical synaptic transmission
Cellular component (GO): membrane; synapse; neuron projection
Molecular function (GO): extracellular ligand-gated monoatomic ion channel activity; transmembrane signaling receptor activity; neurotransmitter receptor activity
Source: RefSeq, a predicted model, not a curated record